This is a messenger RNA of Malassezia sympodialis ATCC 42132, 1392 nucleotides long. RefSeq lists its product as uncharacterized. The transcript has a single exon. Lineage: Eukaryota; Fungi; Basidiomycota; Malasseziomycetes; Malasseziales; Malasseziaceae. The record is from RefSeq and is a predicted model, not a curated record. Bases 1 to 1392 code for a protein of 463 amino acids.
AUGGAGUGCUCCCGCCCCGACGAGGAACAGGGGGGGGCCGAACCGCGUCUGCCGGAUAUUGUCCUACAUGCAUCCACCCCGCGCCAGUCUCUCAACUACGAGACACCCGUCGUGUCGCCAGCGCUCUCGGGCCCUGUAGCGCCCGUCGCCGAGACGCAGAAUGAGGUCGCCAAAGACCAAGCCAGCGCCUCUGCUCCGCCUUAUGAGAAUGUUGAACACCACGAGCCUGCAGCUGGCGAAAGCUUGCCAGUUCCGCAGUCGCCGCCCCAGGUCGCACUUGUGGAUCCGGUGCCCAUCGACCAGGCCCCUGCCGGCAGCGAGGCCCCCGUGCCUAAGACGGGAGCUCAUGAGUCUGCUUCAGGCUCUGAAGCGGCAGCUGCUACACUUCGCAGGCCGAACGUGCCGCCCGUCGAGCCCCAAGGCACGCCAGCGGAGCAGGAGGAUGUGGAUGCGCUGCAGCAGAUGCUUAUGCAGCGAUGCAAGACGAUCGAGUUCCUUAAGCGUGCGAUCAGUGGCGAGGAGCAGUAUGUAUAUUCGGUCUUUUUCCGACGCGAGGACUUUUUGGGCGUGGUGCCCCAGCCAGCGCUCAUGGCGUGGCAUGCCAACAGCAGCCGAGUUUGUGAUGUGAUUGAAAAGUCGAUGGAGCUCACAUGGCCACACGAGGUGCUGGAAUGUGUAUCGCAGCUCGUACUUGAACUGCGUGCCGUGUCUCAUAAUGCUGAGUCGGGCAUGACCCCGUUGUCAGAGUCGGAGCAUGUUGAACCGGUGGAUAUUGUCGGCAAGAUCCUGACCUUGCUUGAUGCAUUGCAGAAGCUGUACGCCAAGCUGCUGCUAUGGCUCGACAGGAACACGCUCUCGUCGCUGGUGGAGGAGCACUAUCGUUUGCCGGUCAUGCCCUCCUACGAGCUGCUCGAAAUCCUGGGGCAGGUGGACCACGGUCUAAAGAAAUUUGUGAAGUGCGUGGCCAAGGACCUGUCUUUUGUGGCGCGCUGUGUGUGUCAGAACGAGAUCAGCGAGUGGGACAAGAUCCUAUGCCAUCGCCAACUUGAUUGGGAGGAUCUCGCUAAUCAACUCCAGCUGCGUUCCGAACGUCUCGCUCGCACUGUCGCGCCAACCAAGGGACCAUCAUGUCAUUCAUCGCCCGGUCUCUCGGAUGUGGAGAUGCUUGAUCCCUGUUUUAUUGAGAACGUGGAGAGCGUGAAACGCCACAGCCUCAUGUCCGUCUUUCGCAAGAGGAAGGACACGCGACGCCAGUCGAUGCCACCCAUGGACCUGGUGGGCCGCAUGCGUCAUUCGCUCUCCCGUUGCUCUAGCCUUCCUCCUGGUAUGAGCGUGACCUCGGUCUUUCCCGGCAUUGGCCGCGCGAGCACCGAUAUGGCCAGGCCGAAGUAG